Molecule: messenger RNA, 2030 nt
Organism: Sphaeramia orbicularis (orbiculate cardinalfish)
Lineage: Eukaryota; Metazoa; Chordata; Actinopteri; Kurtiformes; Apogonidae
Gene: trmt6
Product: tRNA methyltransferase 6 non-catalytic subunit
Exons: 12
Coding region: 184-1599 (471 amino acids)
Biological process (GO): tRNA methylation
Cellular component (GO): tRNA (m1A) methyltransferase complex; nucleus
Source: RefSeq, a predicted model, not a curated record
AUCCUGAGAAGCUAGGGAAAUGCAAGCUAACACGUGGGAAUAGCAAUUUCGCGUAUUUUGAUGUCAUUUCAGGGCGAUAUAGUGCCUUUCUGAAUUGUGCCUUGUCAGCUACAACUCUGUGUAUUUCCCUGAAGGAUACAGGUUACCUCUGUGCUUAUUUUUUAGCUGUUUUUCUGCCUUAUUAUGGCGGACAACGGGGACGAAGACUGUCAGUACAGAAUUAAAGAAGGUGACUACGUUGUGUUGAAAAGAGGAGAUAUCUACAAAGCUGUACAAAUUCAAUCCAGAAAGAAGGUGGUAUUUGAGAAGCAGUGGUUCUUCCUGGAUAAUGCAGUGGGACAGCUUUACAGUUCCACCUUUGAGAUUGUCUCUGGUGGGAUUUUACAGCCACAGAAGCCCAAGAACCUAGAGAGCUCCAGUGAUGCUAAGGAGGCAGGAACAGACAACAGAAACAUUGUAGAUGAUGGAAAGUCCCAGAAACUGACCAGAGAUGACAUUGAGACGCUCAAAGAGCAAGGUCUGAAGGGGCAGGAGAUCAUCAAGCAGCUUAUAGAGAACAGCUCAACAUUCAGAGAUAAAACUGAAUAUGCACAGGACAAGUACAUCAAGAAGAAAAAGAAGAAGUAUGAAAACAGUGUGACAAUUCUAAAACCGUCCUGUCGCAUCCUGGCUAUGAUGUACCAUGGCAGAGAACCAGGAAAGAUCUGCCACCUGCGGUACGACACACUCGCACAGAUGUUGACACUGGCAAACAUUCACGCCGGCAGCAAAGUUUUGGUGUUCGAAACUUGCGCAGGGCUCGUACUGGGGUCUGUGAUGGAGAGAAUGGGGGGCUAUGGCUCAGUGAUCCAAAUGUACCCAGGAGGCGGCCCAGUCCGGGCGGGUGUGGAGAGCUUUGGCUUUCCUUCACAUUUUCACGAUAUGCUGCAUGAGUUUCCCAUCUGCCAUGUCAAUGCUCUGCUGGCAGGCACCCUGGACACCACUGCCAAAGACCCUAGUGCUGAUGAAAAGCAAACCAACAGCACUGCAGAGGAGGAGCAAAUUCAGCCUGAGGCCGAACAGCAAGACAGUCCAGAGCAACAGAGCAUGGAGACCAACAGUGGUGAGGCUGCCGGACCGGACCAGGAGAAAAUAGAGAGGGAGAAACGUAAAGAAGCCAAAGCUCAGGAAAAAAAGAUGAAGCUGGACGAGAAGCGGAAGAAGCUGGCCGCCGCCACUGUGCUGCUGGAAGGCAGAAACGCCGACGGGUUGGUUAUCGCCAGUCGUUUUCAGCCGUGUCCAGUCCUAAUGGGCCUGAUCAAGUUCCUCGCCCCCUCCAGGCCUUUUGUAGUGUACUCCCAAUACAAAGAGCCUCUUAUUGAGUGUUACACGAAACUCAAGGAACAAGGAGGUACAGUCAGCCUCAGACUCACAGACACCUGGCUCAGACACUAUCAGGUUUUGCCUAACAGGACGCAUCCCGUGCUGCUGAUGAGCGGGGGUGGGGGCUACCUCCUUUCAGGGACAACAGUUGCCGCGGACCGCUCCAAACCUGCAGGCUCGCAAAGAGCUGAGGAGCCAGCACCAAAGAGACUGAAAAUGACAGACACAGUGGAAUAAGCAAACACACUUCCUCCGUGGGGCACGUUACCACUGGCCUGUAGGGAUUUCCCCCAGCACCGACUUCCCUCUGCGCUGAACUGAUCUGACACAUGUGAAAUAAGGAAGACAGAGUGUCUGGUUUGCGUUCGUCAAAACACUUUGUCCAGUCUUGUGUGUUUAGAUCAGUGUAGAUGCAGUCAUAAUGCAGAGGGUUCAGGCUGUGUGAGCUCAGUGUGUUUUAUGUAAGGAGCUGCUGAAAUCAUCUUAUGUUAGUAAGAAUAAGUGAAAGAUUCAUGUCUUGUACCUUUAAAACCAGGUGUUAAAACAUUUUUUGUUUGCCAGCUUCAAGGUAAUAACUUUAUUUGGUUAUUUCUUUGCAGAAAGUGCCAUUUGUGAAAUGAGCCAGUCACUAAAGCAGCUUCAAUAUCUAUUAAAAAAGACAUCUGAGA